GGCCCUCAGUGGAUUCCCACGGAUAUUUGGGACCGUUGUAAUCCAGAAUGUGGUCCAGGUACUCAACGAAAGGUCUUCUCUUGUGUGCAAAAUGACCGAUACAACACAACUGUCCUUCGGCCUGAGAGGUUUUGCGGACCCCUACCUCAGACCUUCCCACCAGAGGCGAUACGCCAGUGCGACUGGGGUGAUUGUAGCAAGAAGACGUGGUGGCGGACCUCAAAUUGGUCGAUUUGUUCUCAGCCCUGCGGUGACCAUGGAUUCACGACACGCGAAGUUGAAUGUGUCAUGGGCGGAGACGAGGGAGAAAUUGUCAUCAGCCAGAAGUUUGAAGAUCCAUUCUGUGACCCAAAAAAGAGGCCUGAGUCCCAUGGCGUCUGUAAUAGAUUCAACUGCCCUGCAGAGUUUCUGGCACUCGAAUGGCAAAAGUGCGAGCAAAAGGAUCCCUGCAAGAGUGGUUUUCAGACCCGCCAACUAUCGUGCCGUUCAUUGCAUACAAAUGGGACUUAUGUGGAGUUACCAAAGAUUGCUUGUUACAUGGGUCGGAAGCCUCCUCCCUCGACUUGGCGACGGUGUUUCAUCCCCGAGGUCAGCGCCAUGUGCACUCAAAAGGAUCCAGUUAUCGACGAGGUGAAAAUGGUCGUAGUGCAGAUGCGAGCUGUCCGAAAAAUGAGUCUUCAAGUUGGCCAAGAAGCCUAUAUCCUUCCGACGACAAGGCUAUCAAUCAAAUGCCCCGUGAAGUUUUUUCCAGGCUCGAGUCUCGUUUGGCGACACAAAGUGCUUGGUAAUUUUACCUACACUGGUGACGCUCGCAACACCACAAAUUCGAGGUUCGUGAGUAAAUCUGGACAUUUGGUUAUUCGGCGUUUCUCGGGCGCUGACGCAGGCGAGUGGCGCUGCUUUGCAGGCAACGAAGGAACUAGCGCCGCGAUUACACUCCACUACAAUCUUCCUUCACAGGGUCUUGCUGAUUGGGCAGCGAGAACCCCCAAGCGCAAUAUAGAGACGCAAAACGAGGACCCCGCUGUGGUAAUGACAAGACAGAAGUUGGUACAGUGGAUCGAAGGUCCCUGGUCCAACUGCUCGGUUCCCUGCGGCGGACAGGGGAUACAGACCCGCGUGGUGCGAUGCGAACUUCUUGAUACUGGGGUCUACCAUGUGCUCGAGGACUCCGAGUGUGAGCGCCAGUUUCUUGUCAAACCGAAAACACAGCGAGUCUGCACAAACCUGCCCAAGUGUCCAACCUGGCAACUUAGAAAUGCUGACUAUUCAAAGGUAACAGUGUGUAUUUCAUGUAACUCAGCUCUUUCGUAG
Messenger RNA from Mesocestoides corti, 1314 nucleotides. The record is from the annotation of a GenBank genome assembly. Lineage: Eukaryota; Metazoa; Platyhelminthes; Cestoda; Cyclophyllidea; Mesocestoididae.